CUGAUUUAUGGUCCGCGUACGGUGCGCGUCGCUGCGUACCCUACGCCGUAGGGUCUGCGUCGGUGUAACGCGGAACCAUAAAUCAGCCUGUAGCCAGACGAAGUGCAGCUAACAGCGCGACUAACCGGCAAAAAGGAGGAGGAUGUCUGUUGCAGCUCUACGUUUGAUCCCUUGUCGGAAAUUGAGCGCGGCCGGACCGCCUGGUGUGAGCAAAGUGCUCCGAUGGAAGGAUUUAAGGAAAGUCGCAAAAGUAACUGGGGCAGUGGUGUUUGGGGGCUGCCUUUUAAUUACAUAUGAGGUUGUGGCCUUGGAUAAGGCUGUAACCAUUGACACUAGUGCAAUCCUCAAGGAGAAAUAUAAGUCUUACAUCUAUCUGAAAGCAACCCCUUCUGCUGAAAAAGAAAAUCUAACUGCAGGGCUUACUCAUAAAGCACGGAGGGAGCUUCAUAAAGCAGCAAGGCGGUUUCUUGAAGCAUCUUCUAGAGUUUUACUGCAAUCACUGGAUGAGCACUUUAGCCACGUGGAUGCAGACCCACACGAGGUUGCAUUAUGGGUGCUGUUGAAAAAGACACUGUCAGCCAAUAAAGCCAUCCGACAACAGGCUGUCCAGGAGCUUGCAGAGAACCACCACUGGCAUGACUAUCAGUACCAGACAGCAGCCCAGGUAAUUGACCAGAGCACAGCAGUGGGCCUGGCGCGGACUCCUCAGGUAGACUUGCGAUUUUUCCGACAUCCACCUGCACUGCCUGACUUGGAAGAUGGUUUUUCAAUAGAAGAUGGACUACGGCAGCUAUUGGCAUCUCUGCCUCAGUCUGAGGUGGACAAAUGUGUUCAGUACUUCACUUCACUGGCACUCAGGGAAAGCACUCAGUCCAUGGCAUUACAAAGGGGUGGUCUGUGGUGUUUUGGUGGCAAUGGGCUGCCUUAUGCCCAGAGCCUCACAUCUGUUCCUUCCGAGAACGUAGAGUCCUUCUGCCUGCAGGCGCUGGUACAGCACUCAAAGGUAAAGAGCCACUGUGAUCACAUAGUUGAAAAUGGGGGUCUGCAACUCCUUCAGCGGGUUUAUCAGCUCCGAAGAGACUCGCUCAAGAUCCAGAGUAACAUCAUUCGUAUUUUAGGAAACCUGGCAUUAAACGAAAGUGUCCACCAGGCCAUAGUGCAGUCUGGUUGGCUGUAUGUCCUGGCUGAGAUGACGCAGUCUCCUCAUGUUAUGCAGGCAUCUCACGCAGCUCGAGCUCUGGCCAACCUGGACAGGGAAACUGUAAAGGAGAAAUACCAAGAUGGUGUAUAUAUCCUGCAUCCACAAACGCGUAGCGACCAGCCAAUCAAAGCAGACGUGCUGUUCAUCCAUGGGAUUCUCGGGGCAGCUUUUAAAACAUGGAGGCAGAAGGACCGCAGUACAUCAAAGGAAGAGAGGGAAUCUGAAAGCAAAGAAGACUAUACAGAAUGCUGGCCAAAGUCAUGGUUGGCAGCUGACUGUCCAAAUCUGAGAGUGCUGUCAGUGGAGUAUGACAGCCAUCUCAGUGACUGGAUGGCUAAAUGUCCUGCUGAGAAUCAAAGGAAGUCUUUGGCCUACAGAAGUCGAGAGCUGCUGAAAAAGUUAAAGCUGGCAGGAAUUGGAGAAAGACCCGUGGUCUGGGUAGCCCACAGUAUGGGAGGGCUACUUGUGAAGAAAAUGCUUCAGGAUGCAUCUCAGGAUCCAGAUAUGCAGGAAUUGUUAAAGAACACAAAGGGCGUUUUGUUCUAUAGCGUUCCUCAUCGUGGAACGUUUAUGGCAGAAUACUCAGUCAAUGUCAGAUAUCUUCUCUUUCCCUCAAUAGAAGUUAGAGAACUCUGUAAAGACUCACCAGCUCUACGCAACCUGAAUGAGAGCUUCCUCAACAUUGCCAAAGAAAAUGAAUUUAGUGUGCUGAGUUUUGCCGAGACACUGCCUACAAACAUUGGUCCCAUGCUCAAGAUACUUGUGGUACCAACACAGUCAGCAGAUCUUGGGAUUGGGGAUCUCAUUGAGGUGGACGUAGAUCAUCUAAACAUCUGCAAACCAGAGAAAAAGGAUUCAUUUCUGUACAAACGUAGCCUUCAAUUCAUCCAGGAAGCACUUCAGAGCUACAUCAGUCAAUGACUGAAACAUUUUGCACAAAAAACAGUAAUACAACUUACUGUAUACUUGAAACAUAGAGAGCACCGAUAUCCCACAACUGCCAAACCCCAAAAGCAUAAUCACUCCUAUUUGUUCCAGAGUCGAAUAAAACAAACAUUAUUAUAAGGUGUGACUGAUCGUUAUAGCAUUAACACAACUAAAACUAUUUAAUUGAUUGACAUUUGUCAAUGGUUUUCAGCUGUGAUAAUGACAUGUUUUUUCUUUUUUUCUUAGCUCAUCCGCUUGCAUUGAUUGCUCUCUUUAUUACAUUAGAUGUUUUAUAGUUUGUUAGUAUUUUUACAAAAAUAAUCACUAUGUUUACAGGUCAGCCCAUACAAUGGGGAAUUGUUUUACAUUUUAACUUUUUUCAUUUCUGUUUAGCAUCCCAACAUUGAACAUACAAUUUUUAUUUGCCUGUGUAGCUACUCAGAGAUUAAGACAUUUCAGUUAUGCUUGUAAGCACUUUGGACCAGUUAAAUGAUUUAUAGAUAUAUUAUUUUUAUUUAUGAAGAAUGAUGAAUGAUGAAUUUUACUAAGGCCACAGUUUGACAGUAAUAGUUUGUACCAAAAUGUAUUCCCUCCUAAGCCUUCCCUCAAAUGAGUCUAAAUUAAUACAUUACUUUGGAUUAUUUAUUUUUAGAAGAAUAAAUCUGUGAUUUAAUAUUGACUACCACAGCCCAACUGUUACUUGCAAUACUAAUUGCUGGCACUAAAUCAAAUAAAUGUGUGAAGU
Messenger RNA from Cololabis saira (Pacific saury), 2873 nucleotides. It is a transcript of the gene serac1, whose product is annotated as serine active site containing 1. The record is from RefSeq and is a predicted model, not a curated record. Bases 143 to 2122 code for a protein of 659 amino acids. NCBI's taxonomy places the organism in Eukaryota, Metazoa, Chordata, Actinopteri, Beloniformes, Belonidae. The transcript has 17 exons.